ACUUUUUUGGGUCUGAAAGAGAGUGAAAAUAUCAAGAGAAUAUAAGCAAACCCACCCAAACCCGUAAUUUCUUUCCUCUUUCAACUCUUCUCGCUGUCUCCAAACCAGGUUUCUCAUCUCCCGUUUCUUUUUGCGUCUUCAUAUUGGGACAAAACAAUGAUCACCAUUGAUUGGGAUUCACUGUUUGAUCGUUCAACUUAAUUAUUUCUUUCAGGGUUUCAAUUAGAUCUUAACUUUUCCAAGGAUUCACCUCUUUAUAUCUGAUUCAAUUAUUCUCCUACUCAACUCACCUCAAUCGUUCUCCUACUUAAUUGGAACUUCUGAUUGCUUUUUCUUUGAAAAUGAUGGCUACUCCAACUAAACCAAUGGCCGUAAUGUUGUCUGAAUCUUUGGAACACAAGGGAAAGGAUAUCACUGAAUUAAAUGGUAACAUACAUCAAUCCCCUAUAAGUCAACAGCCCAAUAGCUCCUCGGAUGGUUCAGUAGCUAUUCUUUGGGACAUUGAAAACUGUCCUGUUCCGAGUGAUGUCUGCCCUGAAGACGUAGCAGGAAAUAUAAGGAUGGCGUUGCAAGUGCAUCCAGUAAUUCAAGGAACUGUCAUGGUAUUUUCUGCUUAUGGUGACUUCAACGCUUUCCCUAAGCGACUUCGAGAGGGAUGUCUAAGAACUGGUGUUAAUCUCAUUGAUGUUCCUAAUGGGAGAAAAGAUGCCGCUGAUAAAGCAAUCUUGGUUGACAUGUUUUUAUUUGCUCUUGACAACCCUCCCCCAUCAUCUAUUAUGCUAAUAUCUGGAGACGUUGACUUUGCCCGAGCACUUCACAUUCUUGGACAACGGGGAUACACUAUAAUUCUUGUCAUCCCUUCUGGGGUGGGUGUUUCAUCUGCUUUAUGCAAUGCCGGAAAGUUUGUCUGGGAUUGGCCUAGCGUUGCUCGUGGAGAAGGAUUUGUUCCCCCGGCAAAGGCUUUAGUACCACCUCGUGGAGGUUCAGUUGAGGUUGCUGGAUAUUUGAUGGGGUGCCAUAUUAAUGACAACUUCGAGGGACAAAAUGAGGAAGAAGCAAUAGUUUAUAGAGGGAUGUCACAGAGAUUAUAUAACUCAAGGGAUUUCUCUAUGGUUUCACAAUCUCUAUCUGAAUACAAUUGUACCACAUCGAACAUGGCUGGCUUACCGACAACUAUGAGAUCACACAGCCUUCCACCUGGGAUGAUUGAUGUUUCAGGAAUAUCUAUGCCUUCUAGUGACAAUAAUGAAGGCCAGCUUUGGGGCCCUAUGUCUAGCGAUUUAAAUGUUCUCAAAGGCCAGUUGGUAAAGUUGCUUGAACUUUCUGGAGGGUGCCUGCCUCUGGCUCGAGUUCCAACAGAGUAUCAGAAAGCUUAUGGGAGAACUCUUUAUGUAUCUGAUUAUGGAGCAAUUAAGUUAGUCAAUCUUUUCAAGAAGAUGGGUGAUACAAUGGCAGUGGAAGGGAAAGGUCAGCGUAAAUUUGUGUAUCUCAGAAACUUCAAGGUAGGCCCGAGCGCUCCCCCAUUGGCUCUAGCAAAGAAAGACAAGAAAGGAAAGGGGCUUCCAGAAGAGAAUAUGAAUACUGUCACCGGUGGUGUCUCUUCAGAUGAGUUCUCAGAUGAAGAAAGACUAGUCAUGGAAGAACCUGAUGAGAGAAAUUGUGUAGGAAAGGGCAGUCAAAGGAGAGCAGCUAUCAAUGACCGUGCUCUUGAGCAGUUCAAGUUCGAGCUUCAAGAGAUUCUAGUCAGCUACUCAUGCCGAAUAUUCCUAGGUUGUUUUGAGGAUAUAUACCAACAAAGGUACAAGAGACAAUUGGAAUAUCAGAGACUUGGAGUGAACAAGUUGGAGGAUUUGUUUGAAAAAGUCAAUGAUAUUGUAGUAUUGGUUGAGGAACCAGGAAGCAAGAGGAAGUUCCUUGCUCCAGUGGGGGGUUAGAAUGCUAAAGCAAAUUGCUGCCUUGUGGUUUUAACUUAAAAUAUUUUUAAAAGAGAAGGAAAACUUGUUCUUUCUAGCAAUCCCAUCCUUAUUCUAGUUUUAUUUAUUUUCCUUCUAUAUAGUAAAGAUGAUACGCUGGGAACAUGUGUGUAUUUUUUAUUGUCACUGUCCCGCAUGUAUUUUGAAUCUGUAUUAAA
Molecule: messenger RNA, 2131 nt
Organism: Arachis stenosperma
Lineage: Eukaryota; Viridiplantae; Streptophyta; Magnoliopsida; Fabales; Fabaceae
Exons: 2
Coding region: 342-1934 (530 amino acids)
Biological process (GO): regulation of gene expression
Cellular component (GO): peroxisome
Molecular function (GO): RNA nuclease activity
Source: RefSeq, a predicted model, not a curated record